AGGAUUGGAUCAGAACUAAUUGGAGAUACAAAAAGGCAAAAGAAGAUCGAUCAAUCGACUACUCGUCACGCUCGAAAAUUGAUGUGCUCCUUCUGUAUGUCGAUCCAUAUUUGGGAUGAUGAGAAAACGAAUUGUUAGUAAUAAACUUCAAGCCAUCGGUGUUGUUGUAGGACAUCAGCCUAGUUCCAAAUCUUUGAACAUCGAUUGGGAAAGCCACUGGCUUCUGCUACGCUGGAAUUUUUCAAGAGAAGAUGGCUGAAAAUGAAAUUGAGGAAAUGUUAAAUCACCUAAGAAGGAUCAAGAGUGGAGGUAAUCUGGAUAGCACCAAGAUUGAUCAAAUUAAGGGACUUGAAAUGAUGCUAAGAAUUUUGAGAACCUUUAUAAAGUAUCAUCAUGUUCUUUUUCGUGAGUCCUUAGUCAAACACACAAAGAAUGCCAAAUCGACUAUGGCAGUGCUUAACUGGGUAUUGGAUGGGAUUCCAGAUGAAUGUAAAACUAACCUUAAUCUAGAAAGGCUAGAAUCACAUUUGUUGGAAUUCUUGGAACGUAAUACCAUUUUAAGUUACAAUUAUGAGUUGAAUGAUUUUGAUAUGUCGGAAUGUAUGGAUUACGCCGGAAAGAAUCUAAAUGAUGUACUGUUGUUCGGCCUGGAAAGGGCUAGGUCUGACCCUCCUGAAGAAAACCAUGAAAUACACAGAUUUUUAAAGGAACUGAAAGUUGUUCAAAAGAAACUGAGAUUUUUGACAUAUUUAUAUGCUACAGAGAUAAAUGGUUACGUCAACCAUGAGAAGCUGGAAUGUUUGGAGACUCGAAUUCAGUUCAUGGCUAACAAUGUGGGACAUUUGUGUCUUGCUUUGUCUAAUCUUGUAAAUGAUAUAGAUGAGGAUGAGGAUGUGGAUGAGUAUGAGGAUCUCUUGAAUACACCUCCUUAUCUAUUAUUCUUGAUUGUGUUAGUGGAGCUGGAAAUGAAGAAGAUUUUUCUUAGUGAACUAAAGGCUUCAAAGUUUACUAAUUCAAGAACUUUCAAAGACAAGAAAUUACCAAAAGGAUUUUCUCAUCAUCUCCACAAAUUGUUAAUGUAUCUCAGAAAAGAAAAGCUCGAAAACUUUCCUGAUGAUGUCUCUGCUCAAAAUAUUGAUGUGGCAAUAGAGUUCUUGUUGGUCUUCCUUGAUGCUGAUGUGUCAAAUCAUGUUAUUAAUGGUAACUGGUUGAAUGAGGUUAUGGAAAAAGUUGGAGUUAUAGCAGGUUAUGCUCUAUAUGUCAUAGAAAAGCUUCUUCCUAGCUCUAUAAACAAAGAUGACACUAGCAAAAUAAGUCGUUGCUCGAUACAGAUAUUGGAGAAAACUGAAGAUCUGAAGGCACAAGUGGAAACUUACUACAAAUCCUUAACGUUUACUCCAUCUCAGCUUCCUACUGUUGGUGGAUGGACCUUUCUGGAUUCUAUUAUACGGAAACUGAAUGAGAUGUCGAAAUGUAAAUUUAGUUUAGAUUUCCUGAUGAAAUCUCUUUUGGGGAAUUUGGAGAAAGAGCUAUCAACUCUUACAUCCAUUUUAGAGAAGGAUCUGUCAUCUUUAUCAUCCAUUUUCAGAGAUGUCGUCGAGGUGCACCAUGAACAUGAAAUUCUUCAAGAUCUUCACAGGCGUACUAUCAAUUUGGCACAUGAAGCUGAAGUUGCCAUUGACUCUAUUCUUGCUCACAACAAUCUGUUUUGGCAUAUUUUUUGCUCACUUCCUACAAUCUUAAAAGAGAUCAAGCAAAUUAAUGUGCAGGUGACUGAGAUGUGGUCAACAGAAGUUGCUCUUAAGCCUUGCUAUGCAGUAGCACCAUUUAAACACCAGCCAACUCAACGUAGCAAUCUAGUGACUGAUGAGGAGAUAGUGGGUUUUGAGAAUGACACAGAAAUAAUGAUUAAGUAUCUGAUUAGAGGUGCAAAUGAGCUAGACGUAAUCCCCAUUGUAGGCAUGGGGGGACAAGGUAAAACAACAAUUGCUAGAAAGGUGUACAAUAUUGACAACAUUGUUUGUCAUUUUGAUGUUCGAGCAUGGUGCAUCGUUUCUCAAACAUAUAACCGGAGAAAGCUAUUACAAGAGAUUUUGAGUCAAGUUACCGGUUCCAAGGACAAGGGAGACAAGGAUGACAUCCUUGCUGAUGAGUUGAGGAAAAGCUUAAUGGGCAAGAGAUAUCUCAUUGUUUUGGAUGAUAUGUGGGAUUAUAUGGCAUGGGAUGACUUGAGGCUUUCUUUUCCAGAUUUCAGAAAUAGAAGCAGAAUAGUAGUAACAACUCGACUUGAGAAAGUGGGCGAGCAAGUCAAGUACCAUACUGAUCCUUAUUCUCUUCGGUUCCUCACAACAGAAGAGAGUUGCCAAUUAUUGCAGAAAAAAGUGUUUCCAGAGGAAGAUUGCCCACCUGAACUACAAGAUGUGAGUCAAGCAGUUGCAGAAACAUGCAAAGGAUUGCCUCUAGUGGUUGUCUUGGUAGCUGGAAUAAUCAAAAAAAGGAAAAUGGAAGAAUCUUGGUGGAAUGAGGUGAAAGAUUCUUUAUUUGACUAUCUUGAUUGUGAGUCGGAAGGAUAUAGUCUUUCAACUAUGCAGUUGAGUUACUAUAACUUAACCGACUGUUUAAAGCCUUGUCUUCUUUAUAUGGGGAUGUUUCAGGAGGAUGCAAUAAUUCCAGUAUCUGAAUUGAUAAGUCUAUGGAUUGCGGAAGGACUCGUGCAGAACAUUGAAUCUGGGAGAUUGAUGGAAGAGGCAGCUGAAGGUUACUUGAUGGAUCUCAUUCACAGUAAUGUGGUAAUGGUUUCAAAAAGAAGUUAUAAUGGUAAGGUCAAAUACUGUCAGGUUCAUGAUGUAGUGCUUCACUUUUGCUUGGAGAAGAGUCGAGAAGAAAAGUUUAUGUUGGCAGUGAAGGGGCAUUAUAGCCAGUUUCAACCUUUUGAAUGGAAGGAAAGUCGAGUGAGCUUCAGUUUCAUUAAAGAGGUUUCCAAGUUUGCAUCUCUAGUAUCCAAAACACGGAAGCCUUUCCACCAACACUUGAGGUCACUGAUAGCGAUAAAUGACCUAGAGUUAAUUGAUGGGAUUCCCUUCUGUCAGAUUCUUAAAUUGCGACUUCUUAAGGUCUUGGAUUUGACUUCCCAUGAAGUGGGUUAUUUGUCGUCAGCUACAUUUAAACCACUAAAUCACCUGAAAUACCUCGCAGUUUGUGCAAAGAAAUUCUAUUUUCAUCCAGAAUCACAUCUGCCCAGUCUUGAAACUUUAAUUGUAAAUAGUUAUUUGGAUAAUGUACAGUUACCAGCGUCUUUUUGGGAGAUGGAAAAAUUAAGGCAUGUUAAGAUUUGGAAUGCUAAAUUUGAUUUGGAAGAGGAUAAUCCGGGGCUCUUUGAAGGAUCCUCUGAAUUGGAAAAUUUGAGGAUAUUGAAGUAUGUAAAAUUUCGAAUUGAUGAAGGGGAUAAGGUGGAUGUGUUAUCAAGGAGGUGUCCUAAUCUUCAAAAACUGAACAUCGAUUUUGAAUAUUGGGGCAGUAAAAAUUCGGCAGAUUUAUUUUGUCUCACAUUGGAGAAUCUUACCCAGCUUCAAUAUCUUUUCCUUUACAUUGAGAGGCCCAACAUUAUAUCUGGGUUACAAUUGCCUUCAAAUUUAAAGAAGUUGGUACUAUGUGGGAUUGAUAUAGAAAACCUGGUUUCCUUCAUUGCGGGACUACCAAGCCUAGAGUAUCUCCAAUUAUUGGAACCGUACAAUUUUUUUCAAAGCAGAGAUUGGUGCCUUGGAGAUAUCACAUUCCAUAACCUUAAGUGCUUGAAACUGUCGCGCUUAAAUAUCUCAAGGUGGGAUGCCUCGGAGGAAUCCUUUCCCCAGCUCAAAACACUUGUUAUAGAAAGGUGUGACCACCUCAAGGAGAUCCCCCUUACCUUUGCAGAUAUUCUAACACUGAAACAGAUUAAGUUGAUUUGGUGUGAAAACAAAUCUCUGGAGGCUUCAGCAGUGAGAAUCAAGGAAGAAGUCAAAGAUAUUGAAGGAUGCGACCGUAUUGACCUCAUUAUCACAGAUUGGUGAAUCAAGUAUGUGCCUGUAACCACAACAAUGCAAGUUCAUGACGGCUUGCAUCCACACAUUAUCCAGCACAAUGAAACAUUUGCCUUCUCUGUCAAUAGAUUCACAUACUAUUUUUGGCAGUUCCUUCACAUCCAUGUCUUGAUAUUCUGAAGUGAGCAAGUUUCUUCAUGUCUUUUAGAGUACUAAGAAAGACCCCAUUUAGUUUGUAUUACGGGCCUACGUUCAUGAAAAACUCAAAGGAAAC
Molecule: messenger RNA, 4293 nt
Organism: Solanum tuberosum (potato)
Lineage: Eukaryota; Viridiplantae; Streptophyta; Magnoliopsida; Solanales; Solanaceae
Product: putative late blight resistance protein homolog R1A-3
Exons: 5
Coding region: 252-4049 (1265 amino acids)
Biological process (GO): defense response to other organism
Molecular function (GO): ADP binding
Source: RefSeq, a predicted model, not a curated record